GGUGCGGGGAGGGGUGAGGCGGCAGCGGCCUCCUUACACGGCGCGACCGGGGAAACCGGGAGUGUCGGAGCCGGAGCGGGGAGAUCGGGCGAGGCGGCUGCGGCUCUGGCCGCGGGGGGAGCCGCGGGGGCACCGACCAGGCGCGCGGGACGCUCGUGCGGGCGCCUCGGUGUCUCCCGCGGCCAAGGUCGAAGUCUGUCCUCGCACCCGCGACCUCGGGGAGGUUAAUGGACGUGUGCGGGCAGCUGAAACCUGCCUGGAGAACCGACUCGGUGUCAAGUGCUGGUGUCCGGUAGCCCCCAGGUUUUGAAAGGAGGACAGCGCUGAGCGUUGCUGGCGCCUGGGCCUGUCUGGGCUCCUCGUGCUGCAGCCGCAGAAAUCCCCCGGCCCGGAAACCGGGGCGUGAGGGACCUCGCCUCGGGCUGUUGAGGCCUUUUCCCUUCUAUAAAGAAGUAAAACUUAUGGUUACAGCGAAUUUUUAAGUCUAAUCUGAAUUUGUUCUUAAUAACGUUGAAUUCCAUAAUUUACCAGUAAGCCAAUUUAGCAUGUUUACGACACCAGUGUUUGAGGCUCGUGUGGCGCCAACCAUUCAGCUUGCUUCUCGUCUUCCCUUGAUUUUCACUGUUUUUCUGCUGGUGUACUCAUCAGAUGCUUGCUGUGACCUUCACCUGUGAAUCUACACAAGCAAUCCCUUCCUCAGCUCAUCUUAGGAACUGCAUCUUGGUCCUUGUACUGCUUUAAAUUUGAGAGAAAUAACAGAACUUAACAAGCCCUCGUAACCUGCUGAGAAACAUAAUGACCGAGUUCCUGGUUUGCUUUAACUGGUGCAACGGCGAGCCGCCCCAGCCGAAGAGGCGUCAGAGACUGGACCGGGAUAUGAUAGGAGAGCCCAUGAACUUCGUGCACAACGCACACGUCGGGAUGAGAGAGAUGAGCAGUGGCUUUUCAUCUGCUGUAUCAAUUCAGGACCACAUGAAGUCUAAAGGUGGCUACACAAAUGGUACUUCUGCAACUAUUCAGAUAUAGAAAACUGAGAGAAGGCUGAAAUCUGCUCUGCCUUAUGAAGACCUCCUGGACUGCUUUCAUAUGAUCUAAAACCUCUUUAUGACGGAGUAGAGAGAGUACUUGAAUUAUAAAUAGGUCAGUGCAAGCUUUGGCAUUCUUUGCACAGUAGGUUCUGAAUAAGUUACUGUAAAUUGUCCUUAAAAUGGUCUGUUAUGGUAGUAUUGUAUUAACACCUGUAAUGCAUCACUGUGGAGGUCUUCCUGGCUCCCCAGCUGUGUCCCAAAAAGCUAUGUUGCCUUGUAGGGUGGGAUUGGAAGUUGGUACGAAUUAUCUGGGUUUUGAUCUCUCCCCUCAAGAAAUGCAGGGACUGAUUUAACUGGAAGGUAUAACUUUUUUGCACUUCCUGCGCAGGCUAAACUGAAUUUUGAAGUAGGCUCUUGUAGACUUAUAACUUUGGAGCUAAUUUUUGGAUGCCUUACAAUCUAAUGCAUUAGUCUACUGAGCUGUACUUUGGUAUUUCCUCCUGACUUUUUACAGUAAUGAACUCCAACAUGGUAUAGUUAGCUGUGUCUCAGGAGCCCAGGGAAACUUCUGCCUUGCUGUGAUAAAGCCUCUGUAACUAAAAAUCCAGGUUUUGCAAAUAUACCCACUCUAAAACAAGGCUUAAAAACCAAUAUUUCUCUCAAUUACUGGGGUGCUUCCCUUCCAUACGCACACUGGUGUAGCUGAUAGGUAUUACUAGAACAAACUUAAUAAUACGUAUCUGCUAAUUUGAAGUGGUGCUACAAAAUAUUCACAGCUGUAUGUUAAUUUUGCAUGAAUGUUUCCAAAUUUUAAACUAAAUGUAUUUCAGAUCACUCUACCUGCCUUUAACAGCAGCUACACAGGACUUCAAGGGGGAUCUCAUUUGUCUUUCUGAUUCCUUAAUUUGAAGACUGCUCUCUUAGAUGAACUGAAAUCUUAUGUAUGUUUUUUAAAUUAUACAGUUUAACUAGAUGUACAGCUUAAUUGAUAUAGUCAUGUGAAGGGCAGAGAUUGAAAGAAUACUGUGAAAACUUGCAGGAGGCCACUAAACAAAAACAAUUUCCUGCAGAGUUCCAGCAUUUCAUAUACUUUUAUAUUUAGCCAUAAUCAAGCUACAGUUUAUCAUUCUUCUCUCUUAUUAAUCUUUCUAUUAAGUGAUUAUGGCAAAACUGCUGAAAUAGAGCUCUAUUUUUAUUUUACCCAAUCACUGACAAUUGUUCCCCAGCUCAAAAUUAUGGACAACAACCAGUCCAAAAAUAUAGGAAACCUGCUUGCUGUCAUGCAAUUAACUAAAUACAAGUAUUCAAAUUCCUGCUAGAACAGCACAGUCAUGCUGGAAGUCAGUGACGCUCGCCCUUUUUGCUGUAGGCAUAAGAUCAGCUAUUAACUUUUGUUCUCUCUCAAAUAUCUGCCUUCCAAAAAUCUGGCUAGCAGAUCUCUUUAGCAAAUAUGACUCUAUUCAUGGCUUGUAAUAAUUACAAAUCUAGACUGUUUGUUUUGUUGAAGUGUUAAAUUGCCUCUUCUGCAUAUACAAGAGGAUUUAAAGUGUGAGAACGAGUUCUGUGUUUCUGUAUGUGUUCCAAAAAAAGCAUUUUCCCCUUCCCUUCCCGUAUUUCCUCUUUAAAGGCCAAAGAGGAAGAGAGAAUAUUACUUUCUGUAAUAGCGACAGAUCAUCAUCACAUUUCACAACCACAUAAAACAGAAGUCUAAUAUUCAUGUCUUGCUGGAUGCUUACUCUUGGAUUACAAUACAUACUGUAUUUUAAAUACACUUUUAAAUUAGCAUGAGUUAGGUGUAUGUCUAGCUUUUUAAACAGUCUUUCAUAAUUCUGCUGCCUUGCUAACCUCAGGUUUAUACCAAUAAGCUAGUUAGGAUACAGAAUUAAAAGAUGCUGAAUCCUAUAGACUGAGGAAGCAUGAAGUGACCAAGUAGAUUAAAAAAAUAUACUAAUUCAUCUGCCAUUAAAUUGAGUUCAUGUGUUCAUUGGUUUGCACCUGACCAGGAAGCAGAGCAGUAUUAAAUACUAGGACAGCUGAGAUGAAGAAAAUAGGUUGCAUUUUCUUAAUGCUGUAGGACAACAAACUGAAAAGGAGUUAGUAUUUCCUGAAGACCCAUUCAGUAAAUUUAAGAUUAGUGUGAUGUAUGCAUAGCUAGAAAUAAAGUUGGUGAUUGUGUCAGUUCUUCUCUUUAGGAAUAUAUCCACAGAGAAUUUUGUUAUUAACUGUUUUUAUUUAAUUUUCUUUAGAAAAAUCCUUUUCUCAAUUCUGUAAACCAAGCAGCAAUAUCUGGUGUGAAAUUAAUAUGGUCUCAGAAUACUGAUGAAAAUAGAUUAAAGUGAGCUGAAUAGUCAUAUUAUUAGAAGGAAAUAUUUUGCUGUUGUAUUAAGUGUCAUUCUCUAAAAUCUAAACAAACAUAAAAGCAUGUCUUGGGAUGUGGGUAAUUUCUUCUCAGUUGUAUAAUUGCAGCCCUUCUCUAGCUGUGAUCUGUUAUGUAACUGGCUGGUGUAAACCUAUCCAGUUUAUAAUAAAUCUGUUGAACUAA
Molecule: messenger RNA, 3570 nt
Organism: Dromaius novaehollandiae (emu)
Lineage: Eukaryota; Metazoa; Chordata; Aves; Casuariiformes; Dromaiidae
Product: CDC42 small effector protein 2-B-like
Exons: 4
Coding region: 796-1026 (76 amino acids)
Biological process (GO): regulation of Rho protein signal transduction
Cellular component (GO): plasma membrane
Molecular function (GO): small GTPase binding
Source: RefSeq, a predicted model, not a curated record